Molecule: messenger RNA, 1248 nt
Organism: Setaria italica (foxtail millet)
Lineage: Eukaryota; Viridiplantae; Streptophyta; Magnoliopsida; Poales; Poaceae
Product: probable E3 ubiquitin-protein ligase RHY1A
Exons: 3
Coding region: 105-950 (281 amino acids)
Source: RefSeq, a predicted model, not a curated record
CUGACGCCGCUAUAAGAAGGGGGAGAGAUGGGCAGGAAAUAGGUGGAACAGUAACAAUUCGCCGCUCCUCUCAGGCUUCUCCUCACUCCCCUUCCCCUUCUUGCAUGCCGAUCGCCUCCAAGCUCCUCUACUUCCAGCACCGCCCCACGCCGGCGCCGCCGGACCCAGGACCCUCGCCGCCGGACCCUCGCCGCCGGGCGGGCCGCGACCCCUCCGGCCGCCAACGCCGCCGCAGCUCCCUCCCCUCCCACCACAAGCCGGGCCAGGAACCUGUUCUAGGGAGCCAAAGAGACGUUACCAACUCUCUCGGAACAGCUGUAAACAUAGCAGAGCACGCAGCGGCGAUAUCCUCCAGCGCAAGACUAAACCGCAGCGCAUCGGACAAUGGCCGUCUUCCUGACGCUGUUCAGCAGGCCAGGGAAAGGCUCCUCCAGCGGCUCAACAGCGUGGACUUAUCAGGAAGAAGCAGGCAAAAGACAUGCACAUCGGAGACCAUCUGGGCUGGAGCUGGAUUAGGAUCAGCUCGCAGCCCUGCUGACUUCUCCUCUGACUGCAUACUGGGCACACUAACCAACUGCUUCCAGCCUGGUGACUGUGACUCCGUCGCGGCCAGCAAGGUUGAAGAAGGCGGCACGGCGGAGCCUGACGCCAUUAAUGCGGAUGAGCGUGCGCCCAUCACGGUGUUGCUCUCCGAAGGCCAACCCGUCGUCCCUGAGCUUGAACGCUCAGCAUGCAGCGGAGGCGCAGAGGAAGAAAAAUGUGACGGCCGUGGUUGCGAAGCUCCAGCGGAGUGUUCCAUAUGCCUGGAGCGGUGCGGCGGCGCCGGUGGCGGCAGCGAUGGGCUCACCCAGCUGCGCUGCCGGCACGUGUUCCACUCGGCGUGCCUGGAGCGGUGGCUGCGGUCCCGCGGCGACUGCCCAUACUGCCGGGCCGCCGUGCUCCGCUCCUAACAGAGACUGCAGAAACUGAAUGAGGAUGACCACAUAAUCAAACGGCGCAGAUUACAGAUUACUGAACCUCCCCUCUUGAGACUUAACCAUGUCGCUGCUUAGUGCUUACCCCUUGUACUGUUAUACUAUAGUAUGUUACCCGUUGAGUUUCGAUGAGACUGAACUCUGCUUCUGUGCGGCUUCAGUGAUUAGUAACUUUUUUUUAUGCGUGCCAUGUCUUGUUUACGCACUGCACUGGUCACUUUGCGUCUGUGCAUGGCAUGAGAGGAGAAAUAAGGUGGCUGGUGUUGCAUCAUCA